GCUCCCGCUGAUUGGCUGCCGGCUUUCCCGGUCAGCGGGCGGAGGAUAAACAGGGGUGAAAGGUGCAGCCAUGGAGGCCCAGGAGAGCUGGAGGCCUCCUCGUCAAUGUGACAAUUACCAGAGUGAGUGGAGAUGCUGCCGGAGUUUAAGGAAUCUCUUUCAUCACUACUAUGCGUACGGAGAGAUACCUUCGUGUCAGCAGUGGAAAAGCGACUACAUGAACUGUGUGGAAUGGGAAAAGCACAAAUCUCAAGAGGCUAAGAAAGCUUUACUGGAGAGUGAGCGGAAAAGAGUGAAAGACCAGAAGAGAUACUCGCCAGUCUGGAAACUGAGGAAGAACCCGCCAGCUGACUGGCACCUGCCGCUUAAUGACAGUCAGCAGAAAUAAAGGACAGUCCAUCGUGCCUUGUGCCACCACUUGUCAAAAGGAUGCAGGGAUACAGUGCAAUGACACUGCCUAUGUGCUUCACUGCUGUGCAGUCCAGAACAACUGGGUUCAGGGUAAUCUAACUUGGAAGCUUCCAUCUGCCACAGUUUCUACCUACUGGCCAAGACUAUUUCCAUAGGGAGUAAAGUGGAGUUGGUACACUUGCCUUGGAUUAGAAGAACAAUAUGCUUUUUCAGGUUUAAUAAGUAUAAUGAUACUAGUAAACAAUGAAUGUUAUUGAGGCACUGUUGUCUCCCUCAGUGUUAAAUCAUAAACGUCUCCUAUUAAUUUUAUCUGACUAA
Messenger RNA from Callorhinchus milii (elephant shark), 729 nucleotides. RefSeq names its product chromosome unknown C22orf39 homolog (gene cunh22orf39). The record is from RefSeq and is a predicted model, not a curated record. Bases 71 to 388 code for a protein of 105 amino acids. NCBI's taxonomy places the organism in Eukaryota, Metazoa, Chordata, Chondrichthyes, Chimaeriformes, Callorhinchidae. The transcript has 3 exons.